GGGCGCGGCGGGGCCAUGGCCUCGCUAGACCUACCGUACCGCUGCCCCCGCUGCGGGGAGCACAAGCGCUUCCGGAGCCUGUCGUCGCUGCGCGCGCACCUGGAGUACAGCCACACGUACGAGACGCUCUACAUCCUCUCCAAGACCAACAGCAUCUGCGAUGGCGCCGCGGCCGCCGCCGCCGCCGCCGCCGCCUCGGGCUUCCCGCUGGCGCCCGAGCCCGCCGCCCUGCUGGCCGUGCCCGGCGCGCGGCGGGAGGUCUUCGAGAGCACGUCCUUCCAGGGCAAGGAGCAGGCGGCCGGGCCGGCGCCCGCAGCGCCGCACCUGCUGCACCACCAUCACCACCACGCACCCCUCGCCCACUUCGCCGGCGACCUGGUACCGGCCAGCCUGCCCUGCGAAGAGCUGGCCGAGCCGGGCCUCGUGCCCGCCGCCGCCGCGCGCUACGCGCUGCGCGAGAUCGAGAUCCCGCUGGGGGAGCUGUUUGCCCGCAAGUCAGUGGCCUCCUCGGCCUGCUCGACGCCGCCCCCCGGGCCGGGCCCCGGGCCCGCCUCCGCCUCGCCUGCGUCCCCCUCGCCCGCCGAUGUGGCCUACGAGGAGGGCCUGGCGCGCCUCAAGAUCCGCGCGCUGGAGAAGCUGGAGGUGGACCGGCGGCUGGAGCGGCUGAGCGAGGAGGUGGAGCAGAAGAUCGCGGGCCAGGUGGGGCGGCUGCAGGCCGAGCUGGAGCGCAAGGCGGCCGAGCUGGAGACGGCCCGGCAGGAGAGCGCGCGGCUGGGGCGCGAGAAAGAGGAGCUGGAGGAGCGGGCGUCCGAGCUCUCGCGCCAGGUGGACGUGAGUGUGGAGCUGCUGGCCUCGCUCAAGCAGGACCUGGUGCACAAGGAACAGGAGCUGAGCCGCAAGCAGCAGGAGGUGGUGCAGAUCGACCAGUUCCUGAAGGAGACGGCGGCUCGGGAGGCGAGUGCCAAGCUGCGGCUGCAGCAGUUCAUCGAGGAGCUGCUGGAGCGGGCGGACCGCGCCGAGCGGCAGCUGCAGGUCAUCAGCAGCAGCUGUGGCAGCACCCCAAGCGCCAGCCUGGGCCGUGGAGGCGGGGGAGGUGGCGCCGGGCCUGGUACCCGGGGUCCAGGCAGAAUGCGAGAACACCACGCAGGCCCGGCCAUGCCUAGCACAUACGCCGUGUCGAGGCAUGGCUCCUCUCCCAGCACAGGGGCCUCCAGCCGUGUCCCUGCUGCAUCCCAGAGUUCAGGCUGCUAUGACAGUGACAGUCUGGAGCUACCCCGGCCAGAAGAGGGGGUCCCCGAGGACAGUGGCCCUGGGGGCUUGGGCACACGGGCCCAGGCAGCCAACAGUGGCUCAGAGCGCACCCAGGCCCCUCGCAGCUCAGGCCUGCGGCGCCAGGCCAUCCAGAACUGGCAGCGCAGACCCCGCCGACACAGCACGGAGGGGGAAGAGGGUGAUGUCUCAGACGUGGGCUCCCGAACCACGGAGUCAGAGGCUGAGGGCCCCUCAGAUGCCCCUCGCUCUGGGCCUGCUAUGGCUGGGCCACUGAGCAGCUGCCGGCUCUCAGCUCGCCCUGAGGGAGGCAGUGGGCGGGGUCGGCGAGCCGAGAGGGGCAGCCCCUCACGUUCCAACGAGGUCAUCAGCCCGGAGAUCCUCAAGAUGCGAGCCGCCCUGUUCUGCAUCUUCACCUACCUGGACACACGCACGCUGCUGCAUGCUGCUGAGGUCUGCCGAGACUGGCGUUUUGUGGCUCGCCACCCUGCAGUGUGGACACGGGUGCUGCUUGAGAAUGCCCGCGUCUGUUCCAAGUUCCUGGCAAUGCUGGCUCAGUGGUGCACGCAGGCUCACUCCCUGACACUGCAGAACCUGAAGCCUCGGCAGCGGGGCAAGAAGGAGAGCAAAGAAGAGUAUGCGCGGAGCACCCGGGGCUGCCUGGAAGCAGGGCUGGAGUCCCUGUUGAAGGCUGCUGGGGGGAAUCUGCUGAUCCUGCGCAUCUCCCACUGUCCCAACAUCCUCACUGACCGCUCGCUCUGGUUGGCCAGCUGCUACUGCCGUGCCCUGCAGGCUGUCACCUACAGGAGUGCCACCGACCCGGUGGGCCAUGAGGUCAUUUGGGCCCUGGGCGCAGGCUGCAGAGAGAUUGUCUCCCUCCAGGUGGCGCCACUUCACCCUUGCCAGCAGCCCACGCGCUUCAGUAACCGCUGCCUGCAGAUGAUUGGUCGCUGUUGGCCACACCUUCGGGCCCUGGGGGUUGGGGGCGCUGGCUGUGGGGUACAGGGCCUGGCAUCACUUGCAAGAAACUGCAUGCGGCUGCAGGUCCUGGAGCUGGACCACGUGUCAGAGAUCACCCAAGAGGUGGCAGCUGAAGUCUGCCGGGAAGGCCUGAAGGGCCUGGAGAUGUUGGUGCUCACAGCCACCCCUGUCACCCCCAAGGCCCUGCUGCAUUUCAACAGCAUUUGCCGGAACCUCAAGUCCAUUGUGGUCCAGAUUGGGAUUGGUGAUUAUUUCAAAGAACCCAGCAGUCCCGAGGCCCAGAAGCUGUUUGAGGACAUGGUGACAAAACUCCAGGCCCUACGACGGAGGCCCGGCUUCUCUAAGAUCCUGCAUAUCAAGGUGGACGGCGGCUGCUAACCCGGGCAGGGGGCGGCAGGGCCCCCGCCAGCCCCACACCAGGCCACUCUCUGUGGACCUCCAGAGGGACCCCGAUUUGGACUAGACCUUUGGACUAGACCUUUGGAGGCAUGGUGUUAUCCCUGGUUUCCAGGGAGGGGUUGACAGUUUCCUGUCCUCCUCCUGGGACCACAGAGCAACAGGCCUGACCCUGGGCACUGCCUCUUCAGGGCAGGGGCUUGGACAGAAGCUGCCCUCCGACCCCUACUCACCCCCAACUGGAGCAUCCUUCUGGGCACAGCCAGCAAGGAGCUGAGUCACCACCAGCACCUGGUGUCAUCGCCCUAAGGACCGGCAGUAACCCCUGAGUGGCUCCUCCAAUGCUCAGGCUAUGGGGGCAGGCCUCCCCUUCCUGACUGGCCUCCGGAUCAGGGGCCUCUGCUAGGCCCCAGCCACAGGGGUGUCCCCACAGCAGCUCAGACUUGGCAAGGAGGGCUCUUUUCCUCCUCCUGCCCAAUCCCAGCCCUCUGGGGGCAUCCCCUUCAGAUAUCCUGCCUAGGCGGUGGGUCCACAUUCCCCGGGGAUAACACGGAUAGGCCUAUGGGUCUGGGAAUGUGGUCAGCCAAAAGUGAGGGGCAGGGGUGCAGCGAGGUAUCAGAAAUGGGCUUGGAAUGGCAAAACACUCAUCUAGAACUUUUCCCCAGGAUAUUGACACCACCACUUCCAAAGGGGGGAAAUUGCCAAGUAGAGAAACCUUAGUUUUUAUUGCUGUAGAAAUGUCCUCCUCCCAGCCACCACAUACCCUCACGACACAUCAGAGCUAAAUUCCGAGCUAAAAGGUGCAUGUUUCUAUACUUCCACCAACCCUAAGCCUCUGAAGGGGCAAGGUCCCAGCUCUGGGAAACCUUAUCAGCAGUGAGAAGCAAUUCCUGUCCUUAAGAAAUGUCUUUCUAAUCCAGGUGCUUGGGCAGCAAUCUCAUGGCCUCUGGGUCCCCAGUGCUGUGGGUGGGAGGGAGUCAUUGGGCUGCCUUCUGUGCUAGGGCCUGAAGGAGACCAGGUGAAGGGUGGUUUGUUUUGCUUCCUUGUCUGGCUAGCUUGCUUGAACGGGUGGCCUUGGUAGGGAACCAGACCCCUGAGGCCAAGGACAAGGAAGAGCACCCUCCUCAGACUUGCCUCCCUCUCCUGUCUUCAAAGGCUCCAUGGGCCGUGGGCAAUGCUGGAGUGCUUCUGCUUAGGGGCAGUGCUGAGGCCUGAGCCAGAGCCACUUGGCUUAGAAGCCACAGAAUACAAGUGAGGGUUUUUCAUGGACUCUUGCACAGUUCCGGCAAGAACAGGUUCUGGCAUUAAGGCUCCAAAGACUCAGGUCUUCCUACUUCCUUUCAGAACUCCCAUAGUAGUAAUAGAGGCCUUAGGUCUGCCAACAUUCACUUGGAAAGUUCUUUCAGACAUUAACCUCAAUCCAUCUUAGGGUUUCCUUCUCUCCUCCACAGGCCCAGCUCUGCCCUAACCAUUAGGUUACUGGUCCUGGUUGGAGCUGGGCUUCUCUAGUUUCUCAUCCCUUUCUAGGGACCUAACUUUCUGCUAUAGCCUGGCUUGGGACAUUAAGACCCAGCCCCAGGUUACCCUGUAAGGGGUCCUUCACACCUGGGAGCCCAAAGGCUCGGCAUCCAGCUCCCCUGGCUCUACACCCAGCUCUGUCCCAGCUCCUGAUGACUUUUCCUCCCGUGGCUUAUUCUGGCCUUGCCCUUGAAGACCCCAGAUACCAAGGCUGUCAUGUUGGCAACUCCCUACCCAGUCCUGCAUGAAGCCUUGGCUGUGUGGCAUCCCCCACUCCAGAGCAGCUGGCUCCCACCUCCCUGUCCCUGUCCCCAGGAGUUGCAGAAAGAAGCACAACUUUUCUCUGUCCUCCAGGGGCCUGGAAGGGAUAUGGGGGUGCCCUGGGUGCAUCUCUCUUGCCUUGCCAACUGCACCCUCUAUACCUCCUGCUCGAGACCCUAGGACCAGAGGUGCUGCCCUCCCCAUCUCCUGGACAAAGCACAAAGGGAUGCUCCACUUGGCCUGAGCCUGCCUUACUGAGGGAUUUUUUUUUUUUCUGCCCCAGGAAGCUUCCAUCCCUGAAUACAAGACUGGGCAAUUUCUCCCUGGGUGGGUACCCACUGGAAUGCCUGGCAUCAGUUCUGGAAAAAGAGGUCAGGGUGCACGGACAGUGAGCUACAGUGGGAGAGAAAGGCUGUGCUAAAAGUGCUGAUGGUAGGAGCAGGUUCAUUCGCCCGGUGAUUCAUUCAUUUGUGUAACAGCCCUGAGCACCACCAGCACUGGGGGCAGAAGAGUGAACAGCCCCCCUCCCCGGUGGCUGGUAGGAAGUUUGGCCAGCAAGUCCCCACCUUCUAUCUCCCAGCCAAGUGUGUGAAGGAUGUGUAGGAGUACAUACCACACAGGCCCAGGCUCUUGCCGAAGGGAAUGAUGGGUUACAGCGUAUUCCACUACACAGCUGCCUUCCCCCCAUCUCCCGGGGCUCACAGACCAUGCAUGCUGAGAACUGGCAAGUUGCAGGCCCUGUGUACCCCAGCUCAAAGCUAAUCUUUUGACUCUCAGGGGGAUGAGCCCUGCUGCUGUAUGGGGAGCUUGUUUGCAGGGAUGUGCCAUUUGUUCACUUUGGCAACCAGGGCAUGGAUGAGGAUAGGGAACAGGCAUGGAGGGUCUAGCCACUGAAGCACCUUAUCCUUCACUCACUCAAAGGAGAAUUCUCCUCCCCCCUCGUAUCUCCCACCUAGUAAGAUGCAAGAGGAAUGUCUGAACAAAUCAAGGCAGGGCUGCUCCAGGGGUCCCAGGCAUGUGUAGAGGUCCCGUGGGCUCCAGCACUUGGGUGUUCCUGUCCUAUGGCCUGGACCUGGCAUCUGGGAGGCUUGGCACAUUUAGUUGAGUACUUCAUCAGGCUUUGGGCUGUCGCCCUCUGGCCCUAGCAGAGAACAAAGGAGAUGGUGUGUAUAUCUGACCCCUGGGGGUAGGAGGUGUGCUACUCAGAACUGUGGCUUUUCACUGGCCAAGAAACCCCCUAAGGACCAAGACCACCCAGGAUUUCCCGGUCCUGUGAGUGGUCUGAGCCAGCCCCUCAAGAAGUGCUUCAAAAGCAAACAAAAGCCACCUCCCUCCCAAGGCCUGCUUCUCCAAAGUUUGGCUCCAUCCUUUGCCUUUGGGUGCUGCCUUGUUCCCCUGGUCCUUUGGGCCACGGGUGGGAAGCUGCCCAGGCCCUAGUUGUCUAAGACGCUAGGCUGAAGACCUUCCCAGUGCGACUACUGGUGCCAAAGACCCAAUUCCUAGUGGACUUGGGGUGAAGACAGCAGAGACCGUGAGUGGGGACAGGGCCUACCUGCCCAGAGGAGUUAACUCAAAUUCAUGUCACCUGUCCAGCCCAUCCGUCCCCAAGGAGAAUUCCCUCCUCCCAGGGGCCUGGCACUUCUCUUUAACCCUGGUAAUCAUGCUUUCUCACCUAGCCUUGUUCCAGGCCUGCAUUUCUGUAUAUACUGCUGUGUAUCGUGUGUACGUAUUUAUUCCUAGACAAGUGUAUUCAUCUGCAGCCUUUGCCUGAGGAUAAGGUUUAGAAUUGGGUGAGGACCGGAAUACCAGGGCCGACUAAGGCAACCAGCUCCUAUUCCUUCCCCAACCCCCCCGGGACCCCAGCCAGUCCCAAGACUGCCCUGACAAUCAGGCAGGCUUCCCCACCAUGAGCCCAAACCUUUGCUGUUGCUGGCAAGGUUCCAGUGGGGGAGGGGCUUGGCCUUGGGCCCCCAGGCUUCAGCUCUGCCCUGGCAGGGUCUUGCAUCCAAGUGCAGAGGCUUGAGGUGACCUAGGCUUGCCUCACAACUGGUACCAGUAGGCUUGGCUCUAGUGGGCACUACUAGCGGGGACCCCCACAACUGGCCCCCAGGUCUGCCUUCCCUACACAGCCAGGCUGCAACAGGCCUGAGCCGUGAGGGUAGCUUCCCUUACCCCAAGCACAUGAGGUGGAGGGGUGGAGAGCAUUUUUUGGUUUUGUUUCUGAAGUGGUGCCUGUACCUCCAGCCCCCAGGGGGCCUUCCCUGGCCCCACUUCUCUGCCCCACCUAGGUGUCACCAUCCCAGCACUUUGCUCCAUGUCAUCCAUAGGUGCCCUCUACUGAAUAUACCUGAGUGUAUUUAAAAGGACUCACAUGGGCAUCAGAGAAUUUAUGACUUUGUAUCUAAUAAAAGAUGGUGAAACUGGACUAUGCCAGGGAA
This is a messenger RNA of Canis lupus familiaris (dog), 6863 nucleotides long. It is a transcript of the gene FBXO41, whose product is annotated as F-box protein 41. The transcript is spliced from 12 exons. The coding region runs from base 16 to 2628 and encodes 870 amino acids. Lineage: Eukaryota; Metazoa; Chordata; Mammalia; Carnivora; Canidae. Gene Ontology annotation, molecular function: protein binding. The record is from RefSeq and is a predicted model, not a curated record.